Messenger RNA from Acomys russatus (golden spiny mouse), 2510 nucleotides. RefSeq names its product F-box and leucine rich repeat protein 16 (gene Fbxl16). Gene Ontology annotation, biological process: SCF-dependent proteasomal ubiquitin-dependent protein catabolic process. The record is from RefSeq and is a predicted model, not a curated record. The transcript is spliced from 6 exons. Gene Ontology annotation, cellular component: SCF ubiquitin ligase complex. Gene Ontology annotation, molecular function: protein binding. The coding region runs from base 328 to 1767 and encodes 479 amino acids. NCBI's taxonomy places the organism in Eukaryota, Metazoa, Chordata, Mammalia, Rodentia, Muridae.
GCAGGGAGGAGGGCAAGGGGAGGGAGGAGGCGCCCUCCGGGCUCCCUGCAAAGCGGCCUUAUUUAUCUGGGCACAGCCUCAGCCUCCCCGGUGGGAGGCUCAGGGCGGCAGAUCCUCUCCCACCGGGGAGCUCCGCUCCGGACCCUGCCAAAGAGGGCCCUGGCGCGGGGCGCCGGGCGCGGGGUGCAAUCGGGCCCUGCUAGCCAGUCCUGCACCUCGGCCGCCUCCGCUCUGGGCGGCUCGGGUGCUGGGCUCCCCAUGACGCGAGGUCGCCCGGCGGACAGCGUGGCAUGAGCCAGAAGCCCUGGCCGAGAACGUGCAAGGAAAAUGUCGAGCCCCGGUAUCGAUGGUGACCCCAAGCCUCCAUGCUUGCCUCGAAAUGGUCUGGUGAAGCUGCCUGGCCAGCCCAACGGCCUAGGUGCAGCCAGCAUCACCAAGGGCACUCCUGCUGCCAAGAACCGCCCUUGCCAGCCACCGCCCCCACCCACCCUUCCACCUCCCAGCCUGGCUACACCACUGUCCCGGGUUGCUCUGGCCGGAGGGCCAUGCCCCCCAGCCAGUGGACCAGCUUCAGGCCCAGUGCCUGGACCCCCAGUGGAGCGGCCACCACUGGCCACAGAUGAAAAGAUCCUUAAUGGGCUCUUCUGGUAUUUCUCAGCAUGUGAGAAGUGCAUACUGGCCCAGGUGUGCAAGGCUUGGCGGCGUGUGCUCUACCAGCCCAAGUUCUGGGCAGGCCUCACGCCUGUACUGCAUGCCAAGGAGCUGUACAACGUGCUGCCUGGAGGCGAGAAGGAGUUUGUGAACCUGCAGGGCUUUGCCGCUAGAGGCUUUGAGGGAUUCUGUCUAGUCGGUGUCUCUGACUUAGACAUCUGCGAGUUCAUCGACAACUAUGCGCUCUCUAAGAAGGGAGUCAAGGCCAUGAGCCUCAAACGCUCCACCAUCACUGACGCCGGCCUAGAGGUAAUGUUGGAGCAGAUGCAGGGAGUGGUGCGCCUGGAGCUGUCAGGCUGUAAUGAUUUCACUGAAGCUGGCCUGUGGUCCAGCCUCAGUGCACGGAUCACCUCACUGAGCGUCAGUGACUGCAUCAAUGUGGCGGACGAUGCCAUUGCUGCCAUCUCACAACUCCUACCCAACCUGGCAGAGCUAAGCCUUCAGGCCUACCACGUGACUGACACGGCACUGGCCUACUUCACAGCGCGCCAGGGCCACAGCACCCACACUCUGCGCCUGCUUUCCUGCUGGGAGAUAACCAACCAUGGGGUGGUCAAUGUGGUGCACAGUCUGCCCAACCUCACCUCACUCAGCCUCUCAGGCUGCUCUAAGGUCACUGAUGAUGGAGUGGAGCUUGUAGCUGAGAACCUGCGCAAGUUGCGCAGCCUUGACCUUUCCUGGUGCCCUCGGAUCACUGAUAUGGCACUGGAGUAUGUGGCCUGCGACUUGCACCGCCUGGAGGAGCUCGUGCUGGACAGGUGUGUACGCAUCACGGAUACUGGCCUCAGCUAUUUGUCCACCAUGUCGUCCCUCCGCAGCCUCUACCUGCGAUGGUGCUGCCAGGUGCAGGACUUCGGGUUGAAGCACCUCUUAGCCAUGAGGAGUUUGCGACUCUUGUCUCUAGCAGGCUGCCCGCUCCUGACUACCACGGGGCUAUCGGGCCUCGUGCAGUUGCAAGAGUUGGAGGAGCUGGAGCUGACCAACUGCCCUGGAGCCACACCUGAGCUCUUCAAGUACUUUUCGCAGCACCUGCCGCGCUGCCUCGUCAUUGAAUAGCGCAGGCUUCCCAACUCGGCCGCCGGAACCGGCCACGCCCUGGGCAGUAGCCCCUUUUCCAUCCCUGGGGGAGCACCACUUCUCGGCCCUGCGCUGGAGGCGGGGCAAGCUGAGGGAAACCCCGCCCCGUGCAUCCCUUGCUCCUCUGCUCCGCUGCUCCAUCCCCGCCUGGGGCAAGAGGCAGAGGGGCUAGCCCCACGUACGCACGCACACUCGGGGACUUUGUGCAUGCCCCUCGUGCCCGCACUGCACGCCCGCCCUCCAUCAUGCCACAGCCGCCGCCAUCACUCGCCCGCCUUCUGGGGGUCUAGGUCCUUUGGGGGAUGCUUUGAGUGCAGACGCCCUCACUGCCUUCCCCAUUCAUUCUGCUCUCUGCCUCCCCCUGCUGUCCCCCAUCCCGGGCAGGGCCCAAGGGGAUGGAGGGAUUGGUCCCCCUGGACUCGGGCCUGGAAGAGCCCCAAGGGCCUCCAACAUCUUCCACUGCACCACGCCUGGAGCCCUCCAAGGGGUAUGAGGUGUCACAGGCCACUGCCAAAGCCAUGGCCCCCUGAGGAGCCCAACUUCCCCAUGCCCACUUGACCCAGUGGUUUCUCUUCUUCCUUGUUGCCAUAUGGGUCAGUGCUUGUCCUCUGUGCCCUACCCUCACCCAAUCCCCUUCUUUGCCCCUGGCCUACAGAUCCUUGGGCCCUGGUUAGACUGGGACAGCGUUAGGAGAUACAGACCUUGGGAUAAUCAACAUUAGC